AUGGACAGGGGAUCGAUCUUCACCGCAAUGCCACGAAUCCGCGGAUCAGCAGCCGCCUUCUUCAGGGCUUCUGUCAGCAGCGGCAUCGACAUGGCCGAUGAGAAGCGUCCCUGUGGGACAUCUGGCAACGCUCCAGACAGCUGCAGAUGGGUGUGGGAAGGUGGCAUGGGGCUGCAUGGUCGGGAGCGAGGGAGAACUGCAUGCUGA
This is a messenger RNA of Auxenochlorella protothecoides, 207 nucleotides long. RefSeq lists its product as hypothetical. Bases 1 to 207 code for a protein of 68 amino acids. The record is from RefSeq and is a predicted model, not a curated record. NCBI's taxonomy places the organism in Eukaryota, Viridiplantae, Chlorophyta, Trebouxiophyceae, Chlorellales, Chlorellaceae. The transcript has a single exon.